CAAGAGAGAGAGCCUCAUACCUUUCUUUUCAUUUUGUUCAAUCGCGUAGUCUCACACAAAAGUAACGAGAUUUUACAAAUUCGAAAAAUUUCAAGGAUCAAGAUACAUAUCUAGUACCUAGUUCGGAUUUUCUUAGUCGCGGCAUUGAGGAGCUUGGAUUAGUUAGGCAAAACCCGCCCUACCAGAAUAUUCGCCACAUCUAAAAGUCCGCGCUUAAUUAACGAGAUCCAUUUAAUCCCAUCAUAUCCUAUCACCCUAUCAGCCCCACCCCGCUCCAUCCAUCACCGCUGGCAACGCACCCCUCUCGACGUCAAUAUCGGUCGGUACAUCCAUCCAUAGCACCCGUGAACCCUAAACAAUGACCAAGCAACCGGGCCCCCUCCUCGCCAUCGGCUGCGAGGGCAGCGCGAACAAGCUCGGGAUCGGGAUAAUCUCGCACGACCCGGCGACGGGGAAGUCGGCCAUCCUCGCCAACAUCCGGCACACCUUCGUCUCGCCUCCAGGGACGGGUUUCCUCCCAAAAGACACAGCGCGACACCACCGCGCGUACUUCUCGCAACUGACGAAGUCCGCGCUAGCAUCUGCGGGGAUCACCGACCCAUCCACACAGCUGUCAUGCGUAUGCUACACCAAGGGCCCAGGCAUGGGCGCGCCGUUGCAAUCCGUAGCAGUAGCCGCGCGCACGCUGUCGUUGAUGUGGGAUUUACCGCUCGUCGGCGUGAACCAUUGUGUGGGCCACAUCGAGAUGGGACGGGAGAUAACGGGGGCGGAGAACCCGGUGGUGUUAUACGUGUCAGGGGGUAACACGCAGGUGAUCGCGUACGCGGAGCGACGGUAUCGGAUUUUCGGGGAGGCGCUUGACAUUGCCGUAGGCAACUGUCUAGACCGGUUUGCGCGCACGCUGUCCAUUAGUAACGACCCGGCGCCGGGGUACAACAUCGAGCUUCUGGCGCGUAAGUCCGCUGGUCAGAAGCUGUUGGACCUGCCGUAUACCGUGAAGGGUAUGGAUUGUAGCUUCAGCGGGAUUCUGACGGCGGCGGAUUUGCUGGCGGCGCAGAUGAACGAACAACAGGAGAAGAUCGCGCGGGGCGAGGAGGUUAAUGAAGAAGAUCGGUUCGGGCCUGAGGAUCUAUGCUUUAGCUUACAGGAGACAGUGUUCGCCAUGCUCGUGGAGAUCACCGAGCGCGCCAUGGCACACGUGGGGAGUAACCAGGUGCUCAUCGUGGGCGGCGUGGGGUGCAACGAGCGUUUGCAGGAAAUGAUGGGACAGAUGGCUAAAGAAAGGGGUGGGAGUGUGUUUGCGACAGACGAACGUUUCUGUAUAGAUAAUGGCAUUAUGAUAGCCCAUGCUGGUCUUCUUGCAUACGAGACGGGAUUCCGUACACCGUUAGAGGAUAGCACAUGUACGCAACGAUUUAGAACAGACGAAGUCUACGUCAAAUGGAGAGACUAAAAUUACUAAAACUUAAAUAU
Molecule: messenger RNA, 1473 nt
Organism: Annulohypoxylon maeteangense
Lineage: Eukaryota; Fungi; Ascomycota; Sordariomycetes; Xylariales; Hypoxylaceae
Product: O-sialoglycoprotein endopeptidase
Exons: 1
Coding region: 359-1453 (364 amino acids)
Biological process (GO): tRNA threonylcarbamoyladenosine modification
Cellular component (GO): EKC/KEOPS complex; cytoplasm
Source: RefSeq, a predicted model, not a curated record